CACUGGUCAGACGGUGGCAAUGGUGGGAAUAUAUAUUGUUUAGGAGCAAGAUGCUCCCUCCAGACCUGAGGAGUGAAUGGGAUUACCAUAUAACAUGAGAUAGUGUGUUAGUGAAGGAAUGUGUGGCGCGAGGCGGUGUUGACAGUGUGAGAGUGACAGCGGCGGGGAAAGGACGUGUCGCUCUCUCUCUCUAGCUCUCUAUCAUACCUGUGUCAUGGUCAGGUACAAGUCAGGGAUUUAGUACAUUAGUGAGUGUAAAUAUCAUCAUGGCAAUAAUGGGGACUGAGGGCAGAGGGUUCGUGGCUGCCAUCUUCUAUGGCGUGUGCUCUGCUUCCAUGGCGUUCCUCAACAAGGGUGUUAUCAACUCUUACGAAUUUCCAUUCCCUUUCUUCAUCAUGGCAUGUCAGAUGCUUGUUACUGUAGUGUUCUUGGAACUGAUGGUGAGUGUGGGCAAGAUCAAUCUUCCGGUGUAUAACUGGAGGUCUGCUCGCAUGUUUCUGGCACCUUCUCUAGGUUACGCCUUCCAUGCCUCUCUCUCACUUAUGGCUCUUCAAGGUAUGAAUAUCCCAAUGUAUGGAGCUGUGAAACGUUGUACACCGCUGGUGAACUUGAUCCUGGCUGUGGUCAUUCUUCAACGGCCAUUUCCAUCUUGUACACUGAUUGCGUCAAUACUCAUCAUCACGACAGGCUGUUUUGUGGCAGUAUUAGGCGACUUGACCUUUGAUGCUUUUGCGUAUACAAUGGGAGGAUUCAGUGUGUUGGCGCAGGGAUUGUACUUAACACUGGUGCAGCAGUGUGCAGAGAAUAAACUUGCAACUCUAGAGAUCCUCCAACUUAAUAGCUACAAUACUCUCGCUCCCUUUAUUAUUGUCUCGGUGCUCAUGGGUGAACCAGGAGCCAUUGUACACAGCCGUUAUAUUACAGAUGUUGGGUUCCACAUCACCUUGUGGACAUUAGUUGUUAUGGGUGCUGUGUUGAACUAUUCACUCUUCCUGUGCACAGCACUUAACUCUGCUCUCACCACAUCAUUAGUGUCUGUAGCAAAGUCUGUCAUCCAAACACUAAUAGGAUUCUUUGUGUUUGGAGGCGUUAAAUAUCACCCGCUAAACAUUACAGGUAUUGUGAUGAAUACUGUUGGUGGCUUCCUAUACACAUACACCAAGUAUAGAGAAAGCAAGAAGACAUUCCACAAAGAUGAGAACUUUAAUAAAGUUUCUGUCAAUGGCAGCCCCAGCUUUCCUGUAGAUAAUUCAUUAAUUACACAGUGUGUAACCAAAGAUGAACAUACACUCAGUGAAAUUAAAGUCAGCUAACAUUUCCUCACUUGCUAGAUUGACCUAAAAUCAUUUAAGUCUUAUGGGUAUUCAGCAUAGAUGCUAAUCUGGUGCAUUUUUUUAGACUCGACACAUGUGUCCUUCAUAGUUCAAAACUUGGCAGAAAUAAUUUAUAUUACUAUUUGUCUCUAAGCCAUUUGCAUUUGCCUUGUAAAUGGAUUGCAAGCAGCAUGUGUGUGUAUCUACUUCACAUUGUUGUGCACUUUAGGAAAAUUGGUAUUUUCAGGAUUUGUUUCCAAUUAAAUCAGGUAGCCACA
Procambarus clarkii (red swamp crayfish) is the source of this 1591-nucleotide messenger RNA. RefSeq lists its product as uncharacterized. The record is from RefSeq and is a predicted model, not a curated record. NCBI's taxonomy places the organism in Eukaryota, Metazoa, Arthropoda, Malacostraca, Decapoda, Cambaridae. Gene Ontology annotation, cellular component: Golgi apparatus. Gene Ontology annotation, molecular function: antiporter activity.